AUGGCAAGGAAAGACAAGGACUCUGGGCCAGAAUUCGUGCCCUUGACGAACCGGUCACACAGCUCUUCCGCUUCCUUCAGCUCGACAGAUUCACUGUCUUCUGACGGCUCCCUCUUUGGCGAGGAUGACGUCGACGCGCUGCCAUCUCUAAAGACGACGAGGACAAAAUUACCGGAAGAAGCGCCCUAUCGCGAUAUCGACGAGGACGUGGAAGUUGAGAGAGGAGAUGAUACAUUCUUGCAGCCGAUACAGAAAUCAAAAAGACAAAGAGGCAGUCGAUUGAUAUGGGUGGUUGGAUUGUUGUGCUUGGGUGGUUGGAUAUUGGCAUUCGUAUUGUUCUGGGGUCGGCGGAAUAAUAAUAGCGAUUUGAGCUCUUCGAUUGCGGCUGUUCAUGACGCCGAUAGUGCUACCGGGGCUACGAGUUAUGGGAAGCCGCUCACGCUGGACAGCGUUCUUAAUGGCUCCUGGGGCAGGAGGAGACACUCGAUAUCUUGGAUUGCCGGGCCCACUGGCGAAGACGGGCUUUUGCUUGAACGUGGUGAAGACGGCAAGAAAGGAUACCUACGAGUGGAAAGCAUACUCAGUCAUCAAAAUGAGAGUAAUGCUGGAGAGGGGUGGGUUCUCAUGGAGUCUGGUACUAUUGAGGCCAAUGGGCAAUAUAUGCAACCUUCGGAAACCUGGCCAAGCCCUGAUUUCAAGAGUGUACUUGUUGCUGUGGAUUCCGUGAGCAAUUGGCGGUAUUCUUUUACUGCUACAUAUUGGAUUCUUGACGUGGACACUCAAACGGCGCAACCCCUUGAUCCAGAUGAGCCUAAGGGCCGUAUACAGCUUGCAUCGUGGUCUCCACAAUCCGACGCUGUCGUUUUCACACGAGACAACAACCUUUAUCUGAGAAAAUUAGACUCAGACAAGGUUACCCAACUCACAAAAGAUGGCGGAAAGGACGUCUUUAACGGCGUCCCUGACUGGGUCUAUGAGGAGGAGGUCUUUGGCACAAAUAGUGCAACGUGGUGGUCCAAUGACGGCAAAUACGUCGCUUUCUUACGCACAAAUGAAUCCAUGGUGCCCGAAUUUCCCAUAGAGUAUUACAUGUCUCGACCGUCAGGAAAGAAGCCCCCGGCUGGUCUGGAUAAGUACCCAGACGUCCGCAAGAUCAAAUACCCCAAAGCCGGAUCUCCCAAUCCGGUUGUGACGCUUCAAUUCUACGAUGUUGAAAGUGCGGAGGUGUUUUCUGUCGACGUCUCGGGAGGCUUUUCUGAUGAUGAUCGUCUUAUAACAGAAGUUGUUUGGGCUUCCAAAGGAAAAGCGCUUGUCAAAGAAUUCAACCGAGAAAGUGACGUUGUCCGCACAGUGCUCAUUGAUGUUGCUUCAAGAGUGGGGAAGCUUAUCAGAGUUGACAACUUUGCGCAGGACGAUGGAGGUUGGGCUGAGGUAACUCAAUCAACUACAUUUAUUCCCGCAGAUCUGGCCAAUGGUCGUCCAGAUGAUGGCUACAUUGAUAUUAUUGUCCAUGAAGGUUAUGACCACUGGGGGUAUUUUACUCCUAUCAACAAUUCAGUGCCUAUUCUUCUCACCUCUGGUCCCUGGGAGGUGGUAGAUACAGAACCUGCAGUUGACCUUAAGAACAACAUCGUCUAUCUUGUUGCAACAAAAGAAUCACCAUCGCAGCGACACGUCUAUAGCGUCAAGCUUGACGGAUCAGAUUUCCAACCACUAAGCGACGUAUCCAAGGCGGGAUAUUACGAUGUGUCUUUCUCAAUCGGCGGAGGAUAUGCACUACUAAGCUAUGAAGGACCUCAUGUUCCUUGGCAAAAAGUAAUCAAUACACCAAGCAACCAGAAUCGCUUUGAAGAAGUUAUCGAACAGAACGAACAACUGUCUAACAUGAUUGAAAAAUAUGCCUUGCCUGCCGAAAUAUAUCAAAACAUCACUAUAGAUGAGGUCACUUUACAGGUUGUUGAACGACGACCACCUCACUUCAAUCCGAUCAAGAAAUACCCCGUCCUGUUCUGGUUAUACGGAGGACCAGGGUCCCAGUCAGUAGACCGAAGGUUCUCUGUCGACUUCCAGUCAUACGUUGCCUCAACACUAGGCUAUAUCGUGGUCACAGUCGACGGCCGAGGAACCGGCCACAUCGGUCGUGCAGCCCGAACGAUCGUCAGAGGCAAUCUCGGCUUUUGGGAAGCGCAUGACCAAAUCGAGACUGCAAAAGUAUGGGCCCAAAAAUCUUACGUGGACAAAGACCACAUUGCCAUUUGGGGCUGGAGUUACGGAGGCUUCAUGACGCUCAAAACACUGGAACAAGAUGCCGGCCAGACGUUCCAGUACGGUAUGGCCGUCAGCCCUGUGACCGACUGGCGCUUCUAUGACUCCAUCUACACCGAGCGAUACAUGCAUACCCCCGAACACAACCCGACGGGCUACGAGCAUAGCGCAAUCUCGAAUAUGACUACCUUGCAGCAAAACGUUCGAUUCCUCGUCAUGCAUGGCACGGCGGAUGAUAAUGUGCAUUUCCAGAAUACGUUGUCGCUGAUUGAUAAGUUGGAUGUGGCGGGUGUGGAGAAUUAUGAUGUGCAUGUGUAUCCGGAUUCAGACCACAGUAUAUUCUUUCAUAAUGCGCAUAAAAUGGUUUAUGACCGUUUAUCGUCUUGGUUAGUGAAUGCUUUCACGGACGAGUGGCAUCAUGUUAACAGCGCUUUGCCGGUAUCUUAG
Talaromyces amestolkiae is the source of this 2712-nucleotide messenger RNA. RefSeq lists its product as uncharacterized. Gene Ontology annotation, biological process: proteolysis. NCBI's taxonomy places the organism in Eukaryota, Fungi, Ascomycota, Eurotiomycetes, Eurotiales, Trichocomaceae. The transcript is spliced from 2 exons. The coding region runs from base 1 to 2712 and encodes 903 amino acids. The record is from RefSeq and is a predicted model, not a curated record. Gene Ontology annotation, molecular function: serine-type peptidase activity; dipeptidyl-peptidase activity.